AUGGAUCCUCUGUCCGUCACGGCAAGCGUCAUUGCCAUCGGCCAGGCUGUCGCCGCAAUCGCCGUGGGAGUGCGUGUGCUGAAAUCCCUCAGCAAUACGCCAACCGAGUUCUCGGCACUCCUGAACGAUCUAGGAAUGCUCCAAGCCGUACUAGAAACACUUCAAACAUCAACCUCUCGGCCCCCAACCCGCAGUUUAACCGCUCUUCAAACUCUCUACGAGGGGCUCCGUCGAGCCACGACAGAGCUGGACGAAUUGGCGAAGCGCUUGUUAGCGCAAAGCAAGGGCCUCGAUAAAAAGGGACGGCAUCGCAUACCCCGUAUCAAGUGGUGGCGCGAGAAAGACAACAUCGCCAAACUCCAUGAGUUGGUUCAGCGGUUGUACCUUGAGCUUUCAACCUGCUUCGCGGCUGUCAGUGCCUCCCAGGGGACGCAACAAACGGUUCUGGUGUCUGAUGUGAAAAGCAUUAUUGAAGCAUCGAACACCUGCCUGGUCGACAUUCUUCACAAUCUAGAGCGAGCUCAAUUUCCCAGUGUUGACUUGAAUCAUAUUUUGAGUCAUGCUUGCGAGGUCCUGACACGGAAUGAGAAGUCCCUCCAGGAUAUAGGGCCGCAGCUGGGGCACAUAAUGCAGCAAUCUGGUGAGAGUGUUGAGCUGCUUCAGCGCCAUGCUACGGUAUUGGGUGAUAUUCGAGCCUCGCUUAGUCUAAUAACCAGGUCUGCUGCUGACUGGGCACGAGAGUAUCUACAUACUACACACGAGUUCGAUGUAGGAGUCCGUCAAAUCCUCCAGCAACUGGCCGAAUCAGAUGGCGAUGAGCCGAGGUCAGCCAGCAUCAUACAUGAUGCUAUUUUAGGCAACAGCAAAAUUCCUCUGGAAGAGUGUAUCCUGGCGCAACCAUGUCAUAUUAACACCCUAGAUGACCUGGGCAACACGCCGCUACACUGGGCCGUGAUGAUGGGAGACUUGCAGGCGGUGCAUACUCUAGCGAACCUUGGUGCCGACGUGAACCAUCCCACUCGGCACAAUGGAGAAACGCCACUCCACCUAGCCUGCCACUGGGGGUCCGAGGAAAUAGCCAUGGAACUUAUAGCCCGCGGCGCUUCUAUUCAUCUCCAGGACUUCACAGGUCGCACCCCAUUGCAUGUGUGCUACAACCACUUAAAUCUUACCAAGCUGCUCCUGAGUCUCGGAGCCGACCCGAAUGCACAAAUAAAGUUCCAAUGGACGCCUCUGUAUUGCCUACUCGGCGACGAUUACAUGCUUCAUCAACAAAGAACCAGAGAGAUUGUGAAAGCAUAUGCCGAAGCGGGGGCUAACCUUGAUGCAGCCUAUCAAGGAUGGACUCCUCUGCACAUCGCUGCUCAAGAGAACGCCUCUCUGGUGCCGCUCUUUCUAGAACUGGGCGCCAAACCGAACGUAGCCACGGAUGACGAAGAGACCCUGCUCCACUUACUAGCUACAAUGCCAACGGGCUUUAAACAAAUCGGUGAUAUACCGCCUUAUCUCCUACGGGGUCUCAACCCCGACCUCUUGGACAGUAGAGGUCUGACACCCUUCGACCGGCUAGAAUGCAGAGUCACGGAAGAGCGUAACUUCGCUGGUAGAGACUCCCUGAUUCUCGGGGAUGUCGUCCUCUUCGUUGAAUUGAUCCUCGAACUCAGGGAAUUAAACUGGGAAGCGGGACUCUUCCUCGAGUGUAAAGAAGAGUUCGAAGCGGACGGCAGCCACAACAGGAUGAGAAGAUGGGUUCGCAAACAAAGGAAAUUGUUUGACCGCGACGAGGACGCCCGGACCCUCGUGUGUGGUUCGCUACAGCCCUACUGGGCUGAGGACACAGAGAGCACGAGUACGGACUUGGGGGAAGAAUGGGAGACGGAGGACGACGAAUUCCCUAGCAUGUUUGAUUCAGCUGAUGAUAGUGACGAGGACGACGAGAACGACAAUGAUCAGGAUGGCGGCCGCAUGAGUGAAGAGGCCGAAGACGAGGAGUUCUUUGAUGCAAUCCAGGGAUAA
Molecule: messenger RNA, 2016 nt
Organism: Scedosporium apiospermum
Lineage: Eukaryota; Fungi; Ascomycota; Sordariomycetes; Microascales; Microascaceae
Exons: 3
Coding region: 1-2016 (671 amino acids)
Biological process (GO): positive regulation of transcription by RNA polymerase II
Cellular component (GO): nucleus
Molecular function (GO): protein binding; transcription cis-regulatory region binding
Source: RefSeq, a predicted model, not a curated record